AUGGUUGUUUCACGGGAUCCAACUAAGCACGAGUAUAAAUUAUACCACGCUUCUUUGCGGAAAAUACUUCAUGAAAAAAGCCAUAAAGAGUUUGUUCAGGUCCUCAGAGAUAUAAAAGCAGCUCCUAGAGGCGCUGGACCUAGUCACUUAGCAAGGAUUGAGGAAAUCCUGAAAGAUCACCCACAGCUGCUUCUUGGUUUCAUUAGCUUCUUCACCAAGGCUAUGAUCGGAUCAGACGUCCCUCCCGAUCCUAACAAAGGGUUAGGCCCAUUUCAAACCAUGGUUGGCAAAAGAGUAUCACCAUCACCGGUGCUAACUAUGGAUGCUGCGCUUGACUACAUGGAUGAGGUGAAGAAAGCAUUCCAUGAUGAACCUGCCAAGUAUGACCAGUUUAUCGAGAUAUUGCUUACAGCUCAUACAGUUGAUGAAGCAGAUAGUGCACUUGCAAGAGUGAAGGAGCUCAUGAUAGGUCACAUGGAUCUGUUUCUGGUUUUCAGUGUCAUCCUUGCAGCUCAGCCUAAGACAACAAUCCCUCCCGAGACUGCAACUGCGCCUCCUCCUAAGAAGAAAAGAAGACGUGCCAAGAGAGUCGCAAAACCUAGUCACUUAGCAAGGAUUGAGGAAAUCCUGAAGAUCACCCGAAGCUGCUUCUUUACCGAGGAUAUGAUAGGAUCACUCAUCCCUCCCGAUCCUAACAGAGGUUUAGCACAUUUGAAACCAUUCAUACUAUGGUCGGCAAAAGAGUAUCACCAUGCAUCAUCGGUGAUAACUAUGGAUGGUGCGCUUGACUACAUGGAUGAUGUGCAAGAAGCAUCCCAUGAUGAACCUGUAAAGCAUGACCAGUAUCGCGAGAUAUUGCUUACAGCUCAUACUGUUACUGGUUUCUUUGUAGAGUUGAUGAAGCAGAAAGUGCACUUGCAAGAGUGGAGGAACAGUGUCGUCCUUGCAGCUCAGCCUAAGAUAACAAUCCCUCCUCAUAAGAAGAAAAGAAAACGUGCCAAGAGGUACUGA
Messenger RNA from Microthlaspi erraticum, 1011 nucleotides. Lineage: Eukaryota; Viridiplantae; Streptophyta; Magnoliopsida; Brassicales; Brassicaceae. The record is from the annotation of a GenBank genome assembly.